Morone saxatilis (striped sea-bass) is the source of this 1602-nucleotide messenger RNA. RefSeq names its product LTO1 maturation factor of ABCE1 (gene lto1). NCBI's taxonomy places the organism in Eukaryota, Metazoa, Chordata, Actinopteri, Moronidae. The record is from RefSeq and is a predicted model, not a curated record.
AAAGCGUAUAAAAGCACUGGAAUCGCUCCUGCGUUUGAUCCAGAACUCCCCUCAUGAUGAUCCGCAGUCUGCACACCUACAAGAGGACAUAGACAAACUCCGGGCCAAGUUCAGACAGGUCUGCUCAAUGCUGAGUGUCCCAACUGACUUCAAGGAUUACAUCAAAACUUCUGAGGGGACUUCUUUUUGAACAUCACCUGAUGACGAGGAGGAGGAUGAAGAGCUGAGCUGACCUCUGCGUCGAGGACAGAAGAGAGGGAAGCUUAGCUGUUAUCAGCACGGGAAGCAGCAAGUUACUGGUCUGCAGUGGAUUUAUUAGAUAGUGUGAAGCAGUACCUGCAUCCAUCUGAGAGUCUGUGCCUUCACAUUGUGGUGGGAAUGUCCACAAUCCUCAUUCAACUGGAUCAAUGCAAGCAGAGACUGCAGGCACUGUUUAGUGUUGAACUUGCAGUGGAUGUAUUGCAGUGAUUCAGCAUGUUUAACAGAUUUGAAAAUCAACUCAGUAAUAAACUGUAUGAGACAGAACAAAGGCCCUGUUCACACCUGGCAUUAAAAUGCAUCUCAAGCGAUCAGAUCUCCCUUUCACUGUACUGCCCUUGCAGCGCCUAUUCUUGUGCAAAGCUAGACAGCCAGUUAACAUUCAAAAGUCCUCCAAUAAACACACAAGGCUAGACUUUUCUUGUGAUUUUAGCUGAAGUGUUGUUUUCCACUCCUGGGAUUUGGCUUUUGAUUUUUUGAAAACUGAAACAGUUACAGAGAAAAAAGAACAAUCAUACAUAAUGAUGUAAAUUCAAAUGAUUCUCAUUCCAAGGUUGUCAAAUACUGAGGCUGGAACUGAGGAUAGACCAGGGGUGGGGAAACUUUUUGACUUGUGGGCCACACUGAGUUCUAAAAUUUGACAGGGAAGCGUGUUUAUGUGAACUAAUGUAUAUGACAUGUACAAGCCAGUAUAUAAAAUGAUUGGCCUUUAAGAGCAAAGCAUGAAUAUGCAAGGCUCAUUUACAAAUUAUUUUACAAAUGCAUGUAUUCAUAACAGUAGAGAAAACUCAUGUUCAAUUUCAGUGGGAACAGUGUUGUUGCUCUCCCUUUUUUGCCAGAGCAUCAAAGUCUGGGGUUAGUUUUGUUGUGGCAAUUCUCAGGAUGGAUCUGAGGUGCUGGUCAGUUAACUUGGAUCUGUAAAGGGUUUUGUUGAUGUUGAUGACGCUUGAAUGUCUGCUCACACAAGUAGGUCGAGCCAAACAAAAACAGCAUCUUCUGUGCCACCCUCCGGAGGUUUGGAAAAGUGGCUUCGUUCAGUGAAGCAUUAAAGUCAUUCAGUUUAAGAUUUUUAAGAUGGAGUCAGACUGAAGAUCGAUCAGUUCCAAUUGCAGGUCAGGUGGUGCUGUUUCGGGGUCGUGUGACAGGGGACAGGACACCAGCUGAAGUGACUUGUCAAUUUUUUCAAAAUCAGAGAACCGACGGCAGAAUCCUCGUUGCAGUGUCCAGUGAUUUGCUGUAUUUCUCCGCAUUUCGGGUGGCCUCUUUCUGCGUGGCUAGUGUGGGAAAAUGAGCGAAAGAUUUGUUUGAAACUUGUCUGGAGAAUAAAGUCAGCUUGGAUUUAAA